Molecule: messenger RNA, 525 nt
Organism: Protomyces lactucae-debilis
Lineage: Eukaryota; Fungi; Ascomycota; Taphrinomycetes; Taphrinales; Protomycetaceae
Exons: 2
Coding region: 1-525 (174 amino acids)
Biological process (GO): GPI anchor biosynthetic process
Cellular component (GO): mannosyltransferase complex; endoplasmic reticulum membrane
Molecular function (GO): mannosyltransferase activity
Source: RefSeq, a predicted model, not a curated record
AUGUCGCCUGACAUUUCAGAGAUUGGCAGGCUUGUAAUGACAUUGACAACGCCUGAUCGGUCAGACGGCGAAGAAAGCGUUCCAUGGACUGAGCAGCUUGUCGUGCUGGAGGGACUUCGACCCAAUUGGCACUAUGAGAUUCGUCUAUGCUGGCCGGCAACGAUGCCUACAGCAUUUGACCUACGCGUCCUUGAUGACCUUGGCGUUCAUCAUCAUUUGAACACCAAGCCAACACUGCUCCAUGCCAACAUGACCAAAGCAACGACACAUCGCUACUUGCUCAUCAAGGCUAGACCAGAUUUUGUGACACCACAAAAACUGUCAUCUGCGCCAGCUGUAACGUUUGAGCUGAUUCUUGAUCCCUUGGCAUUUGGAGUCUUGCCCAAGUCACUGCUACCCGUGCUUGGCUGGCUGGCACUGGCGAUCCUUGUAGGCCUGAAUCUUGUGCUACCUUUGAUUCAUGCCCUAUUGGAUGAGAUUGUUCACGGGCAGCGUCAAAAGAUGGUACGAAUCAAAAGCCAGUAG